Molecule: messenger RNA, 1128 nt
Organism: Triticum turgidum subsp. durum (durum wheat)
Lineage: Eukaryota; Viridiplantae; Streptophyta; Magnoliopsida; Poales; Poaceae
Source: the annotation of a GenBank genome assembly
AUGGUUGAAAACCACCCGGCCUUCACAAUGCCAACCACUUCCGACAAGGAACUUCUGCAAGCACACGCCGAGCUUUGGAACCUCACUUUUAGCUACCUAAAAUCCAUGGCGCUCGAGUGUGCCAUCAAUCUAGGGGUUCCCACCGCCAUCCACCGAUGUGGCGGCACCGCCUCAUUGCCAGACCUACUUGCCACCCUUCCCAUACCUGAGAGCAAGAAGUCCUACCUCCCUCGCCUCAUGAGGUUCCUCGUCGCCUCAGGUAUCUUUACGGUUGAUGUCCCCGCAACAGGGGAGUGCGCUAAGGUGGGUGCAACUAGUACCUACUGUCUCACACCGUUAUCUUAUCUCCUCGUGGAUGGAGACGACACCGACGCCCACCAGCGCACGAGCCUCUCGCCGUUUGUGCUCUCGCAGACCAACAAGUACCAUGUAACAGCGGCCAUGCACUUCUCUGAGUGGUUCACGAGCGAAGAAGGCUCAGCCUCGGCUGAGAUGCCAUACAUGAUGGCAAAUGGCACAAAUCCAUGGGCAAUCAUGGCUCGUGAUGCAAAGCUAAAUCAGGUCUUCAACGCUGGCAUGGCGGCUGAUACCCAAUUUGCAAUGAACUUCAUCGUCAGCAAUUGUGGCGAGGUGUUCGAGGGGGUUACCUCGAUAGUUGAUGUUGCCGGUGGGACGGGUACGGCGGCGAGGGCAAUUGCCAAGGCCUUCCCACACAUUAAGUGCUCAGUUCUAGACCUCCCUAACGUUAUCAAUUCCAUCUCAUCCGACGGAACAGUGGAGUACAUUGUAGGUGACAUGAUGAGUUCCAUCCCAAGGACUGAUGCGGUGUUCCUCAAGUAUGUGUUGCAUGACUGGAACGAUGAGGAUUGUGUGAAAAUCCUAACACAAUGCAAGAAGGCGAUCCCCAAACCAGGGGGAAAAGUGAUAAUUGUGGAUAUGGUCGUCGGGUGUCCUUCCAAAUCCAUGUUCAAAGCCCAAGUCUUGUUCGAUCUGCUGAUGAUGGUGAUGACAUCAGGCAAGGAGCGUGAAGAGCAUGAGUGGGGCAAGAUAUUCAUGGAUGCAGGGUUCAACGACUACAAGACAAGGCCUAUUAUGGGGUGUAUGGCCGUCACCGAGCUGCAUCCUUAG